This is a messenger RNA of Calliphora vicina (urban bluebottle blowfly), 655 nucleotides long. RefSeq names its product BUD31-like protein (gene l(1)10Bb). Gene Ontology annotation, biological process: mRNA splicing, via spliceosome. Gene Ontology annotation, cellular component: nucleus; spliceosomal complex. The record is from RefSeq and is a predicted model, not a curated record. Lineage: Eukaryota; Metazoa; Arthropoda; Insecta; Diptera; Calliphoridae. The transcript is spliced from 2 exons. Bases 67 to 501 code for a protein of 144 amino acids.
UUCUAUAAAAUAUUACUUUAAAAUAAGAAAUAUAUAACUUAACUUUAUUAAAAACAUAAUUUUACAAUGCCAAAAGUAAGAAGAUCGCGUAAACCACCACCAGAUGGUUGGGAAUUAAUUGAACCUACUUUGGAAGAAUUGGAACAGAAAAUGCGUGAAGCCGAAACUGAACCUCAUGAAGGCAAACGUAUUACGGAAUCAUUGUGGCCCAUUUUCAAAAUACAUCAUCAAAAGUCACGUUAUAUUUACGAUUUAUUCUAUCGCCGCAAGGCCAUUAGUCGUGAACUGUAUGACUACUGCCUAAAAGAAAAAAUUGCCGAUGCCAAUCUUAUUGCUAAAUGGAAGAAAUCCGGUUACGAGAAUCUUUGUUGUCUCCGCUGCAUACAGACGAGAGAUACAAAUUUUGGUACAAAUUGCAUCUGCCGUGUACCCAAAUCUAAGUUAGAAGAGGGACGUAUCGUGGAAUGUGUUCAUUGUGGAUGUAGAGGUUGCUCUGGCUAAAAUUGUGUAUUUGCAAAAAGCUGUAUCAGGAUGUUUUUUUAUUAGUAGUAGCGUAGGCUGUAUAGCAUUUAGUUAAUAAAAUUUUCCACAAUUUCUUAUUACAUACAGUAAAUAAAAGAUAAUUUUAAUAAAAAGUAACAAUUUGCAGAAAAAA